GUCCAGGCCUUAGAUGACAUGUUGCAAGCUCUUGUGAUGGACGACAUGAGGCCCAACAUGCUCAUACUGCAAAACUUCCUGGAGAUCAUCUUGCCUUGGUCAUUACUGUCAGACAAAGUGCACGAACAGACGCGGGCCUUGGGCACUAUUUCCCGGCUGCUGAGGUUUAUUUGCAAUUUCCCUGAACUGUCACACAUGGAGAAAUUCGCGAUGAGUGGGAAACUGAUGAGCAUCUUGGGCCUCUUCUGCAUGGACUGCAACCAAGAGAUCAGCAUAGAGGCAUCAGAGGCAUUGCAUUACCUGUUCAAAAUCCUUGUGCUGCAGAGAAGUGAGAAACAGAAGACAGAGACUAUCCUGAAGGAUUUACAGAAACAUUUCCGUGGGGAAUGGCUUGCUAGCCUGCAGGAUCUAACACUGUUCUUCGGGAAAUACCUGACCCCUGAGGAGAGAGCGGAUGUGAUCAUGGUGACCAUGGAGGCCAUGACCAACACCACCAGGCAUGACAUCUCCGCAGCUUCCAAGAUGUUAAAGAUGAUCCUGAAGUACAUGAUUCCAGAGAUUGGGAAGGUGCCGGAAAUCAUCCAGUACAUUUACUACCACAUGAACAGCAUUACGGAAACCACGGCCCUAAAGACCGUCAGGAAGAUCCUGUAUCUGCUGUCCCAGUCCUAUACUGAUGAAGUUAUCCUGACACUAUUUAAGAUAGAAGAUCAGUCACAAAAAGGGGUUUGCAAGCCCUGGGAAAUCCUGGCAUCCUUCCCCAAAGGCUACGAAAUGAUCAUGGAAUAUCUGCUCCAGAGGCUGACUCCACACCAGAGAUCAAAGGACCAGGAGCCCAGCCACGAGGGAACAGAUAUCUCACCAUUGAUUGCCACCAGGGCCGUCCAUGAGCUCCUGCAGGUACCCAGUCGGCGGAUGGAGGUGCAGUCCUUCUUCUCCUCCUUGUUCCUGGCCCUGCUGUUCCAGAUCUCCUUUUUUGUGCUUGAAGGGGGCGCUGAAAUAAGCCAGGAUCAGCAACACAUAGCUGAAUGGGUGGACCCGAUAAGUUCUACCGUGGAGGCCCUGAAGACCUUGAUGCAAAGUUGUGGUUAUGGGGACCAUGUGUCUUCUAUUCAGAGACAUGGGGGCUGGGGGCUGCUCGUCAAUCCUGAAAGACACUAUGAUGGAGUCACUCUUCUGGCCAGGUCCCUGGUCGUCAAUAACUGUUGGCACAACCGCCCGCUCUUUGGCUCCAUCAUCAGGCUCCUCCAGGACCCAGACUGCAAGAAUCACUUGACAGCCCUUGUGCUCCUGACAGAGCUGCUCCAGUGCCCCGAUGUGGCAGCCGUAGUGGAUGACAUCACCACCCGCAUUCUUGCAAACUGGUUCAGGAGUGAGGAGCCAGCCACGGUGAAGCUGUUGCUGCAGAUGCUGGAGGUGUUCGUGAAGCAUGGAAACAUGGUCAGACGGCUCCGCAUCCUCCAGCCCUACGUGCUGAACUGCUGCUACUCCUCGAACGGUGACAUCGUGCUGGAGACUCUGCGGGUGCUGAAGACUCUCCUGAGCCACCUCACCUGGCAGCACUCGUCCUCCUUCCUUAUCCAGCUCACCUUCACGCUGGCGCCCUUCUUUGAGGAGGUGUCAGAGCAUCUGCGGUUGGCAGCCUUUGAGAUCUAUGGGAGUGUCUUGGCCAAGGUCAAGAAGAGGAGCCUUGUCUUUCCCUUGAAGCAUCAGAUCCUCAACUUGCUAGUCGCCCUAGUGCUCCACCUGCAGGACGUGAAUUCCGACGUGGCUCUGAUCUGCCGGUCUGCCCUCUGCCACACAGCUGCUGUGCUGGGCUGGUCAAAGCUGAAAGCAGUAUUUGCAGAGAAAGAUGUGUGGAACAUUCUCAGAGCCCUGCUGGAGCAGGAGACGGACAAAGCCCUCUGGUUUCUGAAGCAGUGUGUGGUGCGCUUCAGCAGCCCCCAGGUUCCCGUCCGCCGGGCAGCUGUGUGGUUUGCAGGCCAGAUUCUCCAAACUCUUGACUUGGAAGAGAUGGAUGACAUUGACGAGGCGCACGCAGCCCUAAGACACAUGCAGAGAGACUCUGACCCCACGGUCAGCUGCCUCACCACGCAGACUUUCUAUAUCCUGGACGCCAGGAAGAAGCUGCUACUGGCUCAGCAACCCCCAUCCUGCUUCUCCAGGAGACCCCGAAGGCGCCACUUCUGAACCUGCAUCCUUGAGUCUCAGAUGCAGGCCUGGCCAUUAGACCCUGUGACAAUGGGGCCAGAUUCCUGGGUCCUGUACUAGAAAUGGAGGUGUAGCCCUGCAGAAUCUUCAUCAUAAAAGGAAAGAGCAUGCACCUUUGUGAAAAUAGCUAUCAUGUUGUCUUUCCAGUCAAUUCUUGGCCUUCUGGGGUAGAGCCACUUGUGAGCUGCCUUCUCUCCAACAAACAUCUGGGUCUGGGCUGACCUCUCCUGCUCUGCCUCUCUGUUCCCUUCUCCUAUUCAGACACAUUGUCUGAGGCCAGAGCAAGCAGUUUCUUUUGAACCAACUACAACUAUGAGCCGUGGGGAAAGUAAUGUCGGCACGCAUGAGGUGUUCUAGAAUGCAGUUGUGAGAGUAAGCAAGAGUCCACUCUGGUUGGUUGAAGCAGGAAAGUGAUUUAUUAAAGCGUUGUCAGUGAGCUCACAAAACAUCUCGGAAAAUCAGAGAGUUUGGGUACCACAG
Molecule: messenger RNA, 2691 nt
Organism: Sapajus apella (tufted capuchin)
Lineage: Eukaryota; Metazoa; Chordata; Mammalia; Primates; Cebidae
Product: maestro heat-like repeat-containing protein family member 7
Exons: 17
Coding region: 19-2190 (723 amino acids)
Cellular component (GO): cytoplasm
Source: RefSeq, a predicted model, not a curated record